AUGUCAAUACAAUCAAAAUUACAAUUAGAAAAAUACCAAUAUGGUACUCAUGUUCUGUUAGGACGCCAGUUCUAUGGAAUGUCUGGGAAAAAACUUUAUUUUGGUCAAUGGACAUUCAAAGAUCCAGACCCAAUAAUAAUCGUUGAAAUGAAUGAAGAAAUAACCGAACGUGAAGCUUCUUUUUAUCGAGACUUGAAUGGUCACAAUAAUAUUAUUCGUACAUUUGGCUAUGUAGAAAAUAUUUUAAAUUCAACAAUAUUUGUACAAGAAUAUGCACAACAAGGUGAUUUAGCUAAUUGGUUAAUGGAUAAUCAAACAGAUUUAUCUUCAACGUUAUCAAUUGAAAUAUUUUGUCAAGUGGCUGAUGCAAUGAGUUAUGUUGCAAGUAAAUCAAUUGUACAUGGUGAUUUAGGUUGUCGAAAUAUUCUUGUUUAUAGAAUAGAUUCAUCGAAACCUGAAAAUACUUUAGUUAAAAUAACUGAUUUUGGUCUUGCACGUUCUAUUGAUCAUCCACCUGUUAAUAAUAAUUCUUCCAUUGUUCCAAUACGAUUUUGUGCACCAGAAAUUCUUGAAAAUAAUGUUCAUACAAAUUAUUCUGAAAAAUCCGAUGUUUAUUCAAUGGGUGUUUUAAUGUGGGAAGCUUUAUCAAAUGGUGAAAUGCCUUUUUCAUCAAUUUUUUCCGAUGAUACUGUUAAACGAAUGAAAUUAAAUAAUGAAAGAUUAAGUCAACCAUUGAAUUGUGAUCGACAAAUUUGGAUUUUAAUGGAAAAAUGUUGGUCAUUUAAUCCAAAACAAAGAUUUAAUUUUGAACAAAUUAAAGAUGAAUUAUCUGAAAUAAAAAUUUGUGAACCAUCCAAUAUUCAACAAUCUAUUUUAACAUAUCAAUCAUCACCAAUAUCUUAUGAUUUUACACUUAAUAUUGAUGUUGCAAUGAAUAAAUCAUUAGAUGGAAGUUAUGGUAAAGUUUAUGAAGGACAAUGGCUAUUAAAACAAGAACGACCCAUUGUUUUAAUUAAAAUAGAUAAGCAAAUAACAGAAUAUGAAUAUUUAUUUUAUACAGAAUUUAAAUCUCAUCCUCAUAUUAUUCAUACAUUUGGUUUUGUUGAAAAUGAUCUUCAAUCAAUAUUAUUAUUACAAGAACGUGCUCCAUAUGGUAAUCUUCAAGUAUUAAUAGAAAAUCAUCAAUUUCAACCAUCAACAAAAGUACUUAUGGAAAUUUUCUUACAAAUUAUUGAUGCAAUGAUUUAUAUAACUCAACAAAAUAUUAUACAUGGUGAUUUAUGUUGUUCUAAUGUUCUUGUUUUUGAAAUGAAUGAAUCAAAACCAAAUGAAAAUUUAGUUAAAUUAACAAAUUUUACUUCAGCACAUGAAAACAAUCCAUCCGCUGAGAAACAUAAACGAUCAAAAAUUCCUAUACGAUAUUGUGCACUAGAAAUUCUUCGAAGUGCAGGUCGGUCAAACUAUUCCGAAUUAUCUGAUGUUUAUUCAAUGGGUGUACUGAUGUGGCAAACUUGUUCUAAUGGACAACUUCCUUAUUAUACUUCAACAUUAAAUAGUGAAGUUCGACAAAGAAAAUUAAAUGGUGAAAAAUUAAUCAAACCAUUGGUUUGUAAUAAUCAAAUUUGGUCUAUUAUGGAAGAUUGUUGGCAUAAUGAACCACAAUUACGAUUUAAUUUUGAAGAUAUGAAAAUUCGACUUUCUCAAGUUAAUCUUAAAUCAGAAAAAACUUUUCAAUAUAAAAUGAAUGUUAAUGUUAAAAUGGGCAAUCAACUUUAUGAUAAAUUCGGAAAGAAAUUCUAUGAAGGAGAAUUCAUACCGAACAAUGAUAAAUCAAUUAUUCUUGUUGUCAUGAACGAAGAAACAGCUAGACAAGAAGUUCCAUUUUAUUUGCAAUUAAAUUCUCAUUCACAUAUUGUACAUACAUUUGGUUUAGUUAAAUAUGAUCCUCGAUCAACUACACUUGUACAAGAACGUACUCAUUAUGGUAAUCUUCAAGCAGUCUUGUGCAGUCAUCAAUUUCGACCGUCAGAAAAUGUUUUAAUCAAAAUUUUCUUACAAAUUAUUGAUGCAAUGAUUUAUAUUGUUAAUCAAAAUAUUAUUCAUGGUGAUUUAUGUUGUUCAAAUAUUCUUGUUUUUCAAAUGAAUUCAUUCAAACCAGAAGAGAAUUUGGUUAAAUUAACAAAUUUUAAUUUAACACGUAUGAAUGAUCCAUCAUUUAUCGGUAAAAAACAAACAAUUUUUCCAAUACGAUAUUGUGCACCAGAAAUUCUUCGAAAUGAAAAUCAAUCAAAUUAUUCUGAACUAUCAGAUGUUUAUUCAAUGGGUGUUUUAAUGUGGGAAGCGUAUUCAAAAGGAUCUAUUCCUUUUCAAUCAUAUAUAAAUGAUGAUGAUAUUAGACAAUGUAGAUUAAAUAAUGAAAAAUUAUCAAAACCAAAUGAAUGUUCACAAAAAGUAUGGAAUAUUAUUCAUGAUUGUUGGUAUCUAGAGCCAGAACUUCGAUACAAUUUUACAGACAUGCAAUAUCGAAUUUCUAAUGCUCAGAUCAUGUAA
Rotaria sp. Silwood2 is the source of this 2550-nucleotide messenger RNA. The record is from the annotation of a GenBank genome assembly. Lineage: Eukaryota; Metazoa; Rotifera; Eurotatoria; Philodinida; Philodinidae.